Molecule: messenger RNA, 1377 nt
Organism: Prorocentrum cordatum
Lineage: Eukaryota; Dinophyceae; Prorocentrales; Prorocentraceae
Source: the annotation of a GenBank genome assembly
AUGGCGGCCGACCGCACGGUGUUCCGCCUGCGCCGCCCCGGGGACGGCGGCGGCGGCGGAGGUGCAGACCGGCGCGGCAAGGAUGACGCUUGGCGCCUGACAGCUGACCUGGGCGGAGUGGGGCCAGACGACUUCGCGCUGGACCUCAACGCCGGCGAGGUGCGCAUCUCGUUCGCUUCUGCGGCGGGGCCGCGGCCGCCGCUGUCCUUCCUGCUGCCGCCAGGGGUGCCCCUCAUCGACGUGCCCUCGGCCACGUGCCACUUCUCGCGCCAGCGCGGGCGCCUGACGGUGUCGUGGGCGGCCCUGGCCCCGGCCUCCUCCAGCGGCGCGCCAUGUCAAGGGACGAGCGGGGUGGCGGUGGGGGGCCGUCCCGGCUCCACGGCCGAGGACUCGCUGGACGAGCGGAUCGCCGCCCUCGCGGAGGAGUGCCGUGGCCUGACGGGCGCCCCCGCCGCCAGGCGCGGGGACUCCGACGAGCGCUUGGUGGGCGCGGUGGCCGCACAGGUCGCCCGCCUCCACGACGGCGGUGCUGACCCGGAGCACCUAGCGUCCGUGGUCAGCACCGCGCUGCAGUGCACGGGCCGCGCGGCGGACCCUGCGGAGCGGUCGCGGCUGCUGCUGCAGGUCGGGCACGCGCUGGAGGGCAAGGUGCCAGAGCUUCGAGCCAACUGCUACGAGAUGGCCGUCGAAGUGCUGGAGGGGGCCUCCGCCGCGUCGCCGCUACUGCAGCCGGAGGCGUGCCUCUUCGCGGCAGGAGCCAAUGCCGGGCUCGGCAUGCACGAGGCGGCUGAGGUGCUUCUUCGGCACGGCCUCCAGGCUCUUGCAUCCAAGCGUGAUGUGGGCGAGGGUGCUACCUUGCUGCGCGCGAGGAUCCACGCGAGCCUGGCUGACGUUCUCUCGAGGAUCCGCCCAGAGGAGGCCGAGGCGCACCUGCAGGCAGCGCGUGAGGCCUGCGCGACCGAGGAGGGGCGCCAGGCGGAACGGCUGCAGCGAGCAUCGGUCGCCUUCGCGGCCCCGUCUGGCGCGGAGCGCCUGCCGGUGCGCACGUACUCGGUGGCGGACGGCGAGCGGCAGGUCUCGGUCCGCGUUCCGCUGGACGACGGCCUCUACCCGGGCGCCGCCUCGGCGGUGUCGAGCGCCGCUGGCCACCUGCGCGUGGAGUUCGACCCUGGUUCGAGCACGGCGGUGGAGCUGCACAUCGCGGCGCCCAGGGCGCCGGGCGCGGCGGGCGUGGCCUGCUGGGUACUGCGGCUCGCGCCCCUGCGCCAUGCCGUCGUGCCCGGUGCCGCCGAGGUGCAGCUCAGGGCCGGCCGUGCGGAGCUGCGGCUGCUCAAGGAGGAGGCUGGCCCCUGGCUCAACGGCCUGUUGCGAGAUUGA